UCGCCAGUACACGACACUCCCUAAAUCCGAAGCUAUCCCGCCACUAAACAGAAAGAACAGCAAGGCAGGCUUUUGGCUUGGUUAUUUGAAUUUACCUGAAAGGAGUAGAUCAGCCGUGGACAUUCUAUUUCGCAUAAGGAUCCUACUUGGUCCAUCAAAUCUUUUUGAGCUGGAACUCACUGAAGAAAAUGUCUGCUUCAGUACUGUCUUCCAUUUACGACUUUGACCUGUUUUACAGGCAGGAGAAAACACAAAGCUCUAAUGCAAUCCACCUCAACAACAUGCUGGACAAGAGAACUAUAGGGAUACCACUCGCAACUUCCAAUACAAACAAUAACAGGUCUAACGCGACCGGCUAUUUCCGGAGCAACUCUGCCAGCCACAUGGACUCCAUCAGUGGUAGCAAGUUCCAGGUCUCUUCGCAAUGUAACAACAGCAAGGAGAAUCCCACACCAGCAUAUAUGAAUAAGGAAAAUAAAUUUCGCAGUCGAGCGUUUAGUGAGACUGGAGAACGUAGCCAGCAACUUCAGGAAAUAUUUCAGCCGAAGCCGGGUUCACAGAUUAAUUCCACUCGUUACAAAACCGAACUCUGUAGGCCAUUUGAAGAAAAUGGCUCAUGUAAAUAUGGGGAAAAAUGUCAGUUUGCCCAUGGAUAUCACGAAUUGAGGAAUCUUUCCCGCCAUCCUAAGUACAAGACCGAGCCAUGCCGCACAUUCCACACUAUUGGUUUCUGCCCUUAUGGCCCCCGCUGUCACUUCAUUCAUAACGUGGACGAACGUAGAGCCGUGACAAACAAUGUAACCCCACAAGGACAAAUGAGACUUAAACGGGAAAUUGGAGUCUUGGCGGAAAAGGAGUCGAAUCCAUUUCUUGCUCAAAGGGAAAGACCAAAGUUGCACCACAGCCUGAGCUUCUCGGGGUUCUCCAGCUCCCACGAGACAGAGGCUGCUAUGACUGAGAGCCCCGUAUCACGUACACCACCACCGCCCACCUGUUCUCUAACUUUUUUCGAGGACGCGCUUACUCCUAGCUCGUGUCUGAGUGCCUUUAGCUUUCCCGAGCAAGAUCUUAAGGCUUUUCUUGCCCCUUUGAUCCCCCAAGCCCAAAGUGCUUUUAACUCUGGUGCCUUGUACAGCAACAUUCAGCCUAGUACCGGUCCCCCAUCGCCUCCGUUCAAAAUGAGCCAUUUACCAUCCAUGCGCCCUUUCUCCGAGUCGCCGGUAUUUGAUUCGCCUCCAAGCCCAUUGGAAUCUCUCUCCGAUCCGGAGAGCUUCGUGAGUGGGUCCUGCUGCUCGUCUGGCACAAUCAGUGGUUCGGAGUCACCAAACCUGGAUUCCAACAGACGUUUGCCAAUCUUCAGCAGGCUGUCGAUUUCAGACGACUGAAUUAUUAUUAUUAUUAUUAUUAUUAUUAUUAUUAUUAUUAUUAUUAUUAUUAUUAUUAUUAUUCUGUUGGGAUUUCAAAGGGUGUGUGGUCAAGGAGGUCACAUUAAUAUUUUGGAUUUUGUUUUUGUUUUUUAAUACCAACAAAUUAACAAGAAGGUGCCUUUAUAUAGAUAUACUCAAGGGCUCUUGUUUGGCCAAUAAAAUAGCUAGGGAAAACUUAUUCCAGCUUCUAUAAAUGUUUCACAGUGCCACGAUGUGGUGUAAGUAAGAAAGAACAGCCAUUGUGAUGGGCCCUCAAGCUGGUGAUGGAAUGUCACUGCAGAUGCGUUUUAAGUGGUAUCAUUGCAUUUUGCAACAUGCUAUGAAAUCUAUUUAACUUAUUUAUUGUCAUGUGAAAAGUAUAGCCUUUGUGGAUAAAUCAAGUCCAUAUGAUAUUUAUCAAGUCUAAAGCAAUACAACUGUAUUCCUUUUUUAAAUUAUGAUCUCCAUUGUUAAUCUGGAAACACUUGUUUUUUUUUUUCCUCACAAUAAUAUAUUUUUUUGUUAUAUUUUGAGUAUUUUGCUGUAAAUAAGUAAAUAAUUUAUAAAUUGUAUACUAUUUAUUUCAGUUUUGUUUACUACAUGUGUUAGAGUGGGAGCAUCUGGUUUUUUGUGAGGGGUGAGGGCAGAGGAUCUCUGGGCAUUUGGUUUGUAUAGAAUGUACUGUCCUUUUAUUGUAUAAUAUAUGAACUAGCAUUUCACAGUUGGAACCAUCACUUGUGUUUUGAGAAUAGCAACAACAUGGACAACCAAAAAGAGAGAGGGGUAAAGAGACAAGAAAAAACCUUUUUGCACAUAGUUGCACUAUUUCAGUCAAGUGCCAGAGAAUGUAGCAGUCCCUUAUCCUGAUGUUAACUUUCUAAUAUACGCCUAUGGUGUAAACAAUCUCACAUAUUGUAGACCAAUCUAAUUAAGCAUUUUGGUUUAGUGCAUAUGUCAAGAAAAUUCAGUUGAAUGUAGCUUUUGUUUAGUUAGAUCAAAAUAUGUUGAUUUUAGACCAUUUUAAAGCUUUUCCCUUCAGUUUUGCUCAUUACUUUAUUAGAUCAUUUUGAACACCAUUCCUUGUAAUAAAAAUAUGUAGGUCUACUGUUUGGCUUUUGACUUUGACAUGUAGAUCUCCAAACUUGCUGGUCGGGGAAUUACUUUGAAAGUAUGUUGUAUAAUAGAGUUAGAUAUCAGUUGGACUACUUAGAUUGGAAGGAAGAACUUUUGAAUGUAAUGAAAAGUCAGCUUCAGUUAUAAGGGAUUGUAUAUGUGGCCUUUGUGUGGGAAAUAAAUUUGUACUUUGAAUAUUUUACAAGGAUAUUCUAAUAAAGAUACAUUUUCGA
Messenger RNA from Electrophorus electricus (electric eel), 2752 nucleotides. RefSeq names its product ZFP36 like 2 zinc finger CCCH-type (gene zfp36l2). The record is from RefSeq and is a predicted model, not a curated record. Lineage: Eukaryota; Metazoa; Chordata; Actinopteri; Gymnotiformes; Gymnotidae. Gene Ontology annotation, molecular function: metal ion binding; mRNA binding.